AUGGAUGCCAAACAUCAGAGUCGGAGGGUCCUGAUGCUGCCAUGGUUGGGUCAUGGCCACAUAUCACCAUUCUUGGAGCUAGCUAAGAAACUUGCACAGAGAAAUUUCUACAUAUAUCUCUGUUCUACACCCAUCAAUCUAAAGCCCCUUAGGGACAACCUCUGUCAUCGUGGCAGCACCAUCUCUUCAAUACAGCUCAUAGAUAUCCACCUUCCUAGUUCUUCAGAAUUGCCUUCUCACUACCACACCACUAAAGACCUCCCACCCCAUCUCAUGUCCACCCUCAAGGCUGCCUUCGAUGCCGCCAGACCCGCCUUCUGUGACAUCCUCAAGACCAUCAAGCCCAGCCUGGUUAUCUAUGAUUAUCUACAACCAUGGGCAUCCAUGGCUGCGUGUGAAGAGAACAUCCGUGCAAUUGUUUUCUUGAGCUCAGGGGCCGCAUGUUGUUCUUUCUACUGUCACGGUAGUCUAGAUAAUCCUGGUGAGAAGUACCCUUUUCCAGCCUUAUGUUUCCCAGAAAUUGAACGCCGGAAAAUCACCCAGUUCCUGCACUACACUGCUAAUGGUCUCACAAACAUGGAAAGGUUCCGAGGAUCCAUGGCAAGGUCUUCGAACAUAGUGCUGAUCAAGACAUCAAAGGAGAUUGAAGCCAAGUAUAUAGACUAUCUUUCUGUUUUAGUGGGGAAGACGAUAAUACCAGUGGGGCCACUUGUUCAGGAUGCUGCAAACAGAGAUGAUGAUACAGUGAUCAUGGACUGGCUGAGCAAGAAGAAUCCUUUUUCAGUUGUGUUUGUUUCCUUUGGAACCGAGUACUUCCUUUCCGUGGAAGAAAUAGAAGAGAUAGCUCAUGGGCUAGAGCUCAGCACUGUUGGUUUCUUAUGGGUCGUGAGGUUUCAUGGGGGAGAUGAGAAAACUAUUCAUGAGGUCUUACCAGAAGGCUUUUUGCAGAGAAUUGGAGAGAGGGGCAUGGUGGUGGAAGGGUGGGCUCCUCAGGCAAAGAUACUGUGCCAUUCAAGCAUUGGAGGGUUUGUGAGCCACUGUGGUUGGAGCUCAACACUAGAGGCAAUCAUGUUUGGUGUUCCAAUCAUCGCAACCCCGAUGCAUCUUGAUCAACCCUUGAAUGCUAAGUUGGUGGUGGAUAUUGGUGUUGGCAUGGAGGUGAAGAGAGUGAAUGAGAGACUUGACAACAAAGAGGUGGCAAGAGUGAUUAAAAAGGCGGUGGUGGAAGAGGAAGGGAAAGAAUUGAGGAGGAAAGCUAAAGAACUAGCAGAAAGGUUGAGAGACAAGGAAGAAGAAGAGAUGGAUGUGGUGGUGGAGGAGCUGGUACUGCUUGUUGGAGAACCAGAACUUGUAGCCCAGUAA
Messenger RNA from Vitis vinifera (wine grape), 1362 nucleotides. RefSeq names its product flavanone 7-O-glucoside 2''-O-beta-L-rhamnosyltransferase. Gene Ontology annotation, molecular function: UDP-glycosyltransferase activity. The record is from RefSeq and is a predicted model, not a curated record. The coding region runs from base 1 to 1362 and encodes 453 amino acids. The transcript has a single exon. Lineage: Eukaryota; Viridiplantae; Streptophyta; Magnoliopsida; Vitales; Vitaceae.